GAGAUUUUGUUUCAAUGCGUGUUCAUUGCAAUUUACUGAUUAUUUCCUAAUCAUUUUGAUUAAUAAUGAUCAAGAAAAUAAAACGUAUGGAAUAAAAAUAAUGAUAUACUGUAAUAUUAUGAUUUAUCUAGAAGCUUUAUUUAUCAUACUGUCAUACUGAACUAAUCUUAUUUGAUAAUACCCUAUAGUAUGACAUAUAAUUUGACAUGUUUCAAUGCUGAAACUGAUUUCACUCAUGAGGGUAUUAUGAUGUAUCGAUUUCGAGCUUAUGUAACACCAUUAAUUGUAAUAUUUGGAACGAGUGGAAAUAUUCUUGUGAUUAUUGUAUUUAUUAUAAUGCAAAAGAAAUCACCAUGUCGAUUUAACUCUUAUAUCAUUGGUAUUACAGUUGCACAUAUUAUGGAAUUAAUAUUUAAUGCAUUUCUGGAUGAUUUUCUUGGUAGAGGAUUAGCAUGGUUGACAAAAUGUAAUAUAAUAAUUAAACUAGAUACUUAUUCAUUAUUUUUGUGUAAAUUUUUCUCAUACAUUCCAGAAACAUCGGGAUUAAUUUCAACAAAUGUUUUAGUAUUAUUUAGUUUUGAUCGUAUACUUACUGUGUUUCAUCCAAUUCGAUUUCGUGGUGACCGUUAUCUUUAUGUAGCUUGUUUCGGUAUCAUAAGUAUUUAUAUAAUUGGAAUGAUAUUAUAUUUACCAACAGCUAUCAAUUCUGGUCUUGUAACAAAUCGGCAUAAUUAUACACUUUGUCAAUUUGUUGAUCCAUUAAAAUUUAGUGUUCAGUAUAAUUUAUAUUUAUCGAAUAUUGGUGCAACAAUUAUACCAACAUUAGUAGCAUUUGUAACCACUAUUAUUAUAACUGUUAAACUACGCAGAAUAUUUAAAGAACGUUAUGAUAUGUGUCAACAUGUUGAUCGUAAUACAAAUGAACUACGUCGUAUAGCUGGACAUUUAGCUAUGACAACAAUGUUUUUCAUAUUAAAUAUACCAUUAAUUAUUGUUGUUAUAUUAAGACAACAUUCAGAUUACAGUAAUUAUAAUACAUUCUAUCCAAAAUAUGCAAAUAAAUUAAAACAUCUUUCAAAGUUAUUCAGUUCUAUUAAAUCAGUGAAUGCUGCUAUGGAAUUUCCUACAUUUUUCACAUUUCUACCAUCAUUCCGUCAACAUUUAUGUUGUUUAUUAUGUAAACAACAAAAAUCAAGUUUAAAAGAUAUUUUCUCUUUACACAGUGUACAAGAAACAUGGAAAACAGUUUUAAGACGAAAUUAUGUUAAAUCAGAUACUACUAAUAAUACUAAUAAAAACCGAUCCACCGAUAAACCACAUAAUACAAGUUGAGAAUUACAUCUAUAAAUUAUCGAUUGCCUGAAAAAAACUAUUCAUUCAUGACCAAAAGUAUUUCUGGAUAUUAAUAACAAAAAAAAAGACAUAAGAAAGGUUUUUAUUUGUUAUUUCUAUAAAACAUUACUGUAUUAUUAAGAUUAUGCAAGACAAAUUAUCAUAAGAUUCUUUGAUUUUUAUGCAUAUUGUUGUUACUGGUAUGAAUUAUUCAUUGUUGUUGAUUAUCUAGUGUUUAUUGUUUAUUGUGUACUGGAUUUUUUUUUGUGAAGAACAUAUUCAAUUUUAAAUUGUGAGGUUCUUUUUUAGAAAAAAAUUUAGUCUAUUAACUGGAUAUGAAAAUCGUUAUAGUUCUCUACGUAGUUUUAUAAACAGUUAAGAGUUAAGCAAAGAUGGAUAGUGGCUAGCAGUGGAAUCCAAGAUGAGCGAUUCGUCUUAUUUGGGACUC
Molecule: messenger RNA, 1780 nt
Organism: Schistosoma bovis
Lineage: Eukaryota; Metazoa; Platyhelminthes; Trematoda; Strigeidida; Schistosomatidae
Source: the annotation of a GenBank genome assembly